Molecule: messenger RNA, 6550 nt
Organism: Dicentrarchus labrax (European seabass)
Lineage: Eukaryota; Metazoa; Chordata; Actinopteri; Moronidae
Product: bromodomain-containing protein 4
Exons: 22
Coding region: 353-4561 (1402 amino acids)
Biological process (GO): chromatin remodeling; positive regulation of transcription elongation by RNA polymerase II
Cellular component (GO): nucleus; chromatin
Source: RefSeq, a predicted model, not a curated record
CCCUUCGUGCGUCUGACGUCACGACGUCGAACGGGACUGUUUGUUCUGGAUUUGGGGCGAGGAAGGUCUGCGAGCGCUGACACCCGACCGAAGAAGGUGUGACACUCUAUCUGUGUGUUGUGGUUUCCUUGCCCCCACAGCGUGUCACUGACAAAAGUGUUACCUCAGGAAAUCGCCGCCUCACCAACUGAGAUAUGAUCACACAAUUGGAUUAGACCACAGCUGCACAGCAACAAACAUAGAGUCGAGUGAGGAGUGUAAUGGCCUGAGGGGGGUCCCCCCGGUCCUACCUGCCCCUGCCAGGUCCAAUCUGCCUAAACUGUCUGCUCAGUCACUGCAACCCACCAACACGAUGGGAGACGGACUGGAGGCAGGCGGCAGCCAGAACCCUCCCUCUGCCCAGCCCCCUCUCCUCUUCAACCCUCCACCACCCGAAACAUGGAACCCCUCCAAACCCAAACGACAGACCAACCAGCUACAGUACCUGCUUAAAGAGGUGUUGAAGGCAUUAUGGAAACAUCACUUUGCAUGGCCCUUCCAAGCUCCUGUAGAUGCCAUCAAACUCAAUUUGCCUGACUACUAUAAGAUAAUCAAGACCCCUAUGGACAUGGGCACGAUAAAAAAACGGCUGGAAAACAACUACUACUGGAAUGCCCAGGAGUGUAUCCAAGACUUCAACACAAUGUUCACAAACUGCUACAUCUACAACAAGCCUGGGGAUGAUAUUGUUCUAAUGGCGGAGGCCUUGGAGAAGCACUUUCUCCAGAAGAUCACAGAGAUGCCACAGGAAGAGACCGAGAUUGCUGUGGUCAGUAAGGGACGCCGAGGCAGCAGACGGGAGCCAGCUCUGAUCAGCAAGUCGGAUUCAGGCCAGGACUCAUCGUCCCCCUCCACCACCCCACACACAAGAGGCUUCUCGUCCCCUUCAAUCAACCCACAGAUCCGUGCUGCACCCACCCCUCAAGGCCCUCCCAUCCUAGCUUUGGCCCAGCCUCUUACCCAACCUCUGGUCAUGCCUCUGGUCAUGCCUCUGGUCAUGCCUCUGGCCCAGCCUCAGCCCCCACGCGUGCCUCCUACACCCACCUCCCACGCACCCCAUCUGGGACCUCCAUUUCCCCUUUCAACACCUGACGUUCUGGCCCAGGGCAUGACCUCUGUUCCCCCUCCAGUCCCAACAAUCCCAGGCCUCCAUCCUGCACCAAUGCUGCAGAGCUCCCCUGCCCUCAUCAAGCAAAGGAAGAGCCAGAAGAGGAAAGCAGACACCACCACACCCACAGCCAACGACCAGCUCAGUGAAUCACCUCCUGUCUCUGCUGAGACUCGGCCGCGCCGAGAGAGCAGUCGCCCAUCUAAACAACCCAAAAAAGAUGCAUUGCAGCCAGACUCUCAGCACCACCUGGGAGGCGGUUUGGAGACGGGAGGGACAGUUACGCAGAAGCGGCAGGAUCAGUUGCGUUUCUGCGCACGCCUAGUCAGAGAGAUGCUGUCCAAGAAACAUGUAGCAUAUGCCUGGCCCUUCUACAAGCCUGUUGAUGUAAGAGCUCUUGGCCUCCACGACUACCACGACAUCAUCAAGCACCCCAUGGAUCUCAGCAGCAUCAAGAAAAAGCUGGACAACAGACAGUACAGAGACGCUCAAGAAUUUGCAGCAGACGUCCGGUUGAUGUUCUCCAACUGUUACAAGUACAAUCCCCCAGACCAUGAUGUGGUUGGCAUGGCACGCAAAUUGCAGGACGUGUUUGAGAUGCGUUUUGCCAAAAUGCCUGAUGAGCCAGAGGAGCCCGCCCCUGUUCCCACCCCAUCAUCGGCCCUCCACCCUGCCCCCUCCACUCGACAAGCCCUGCCUCCUUCUGCUGUCUCAGAAGACGAAAGCUCCAGUUCCUCCGAAUCGGAGUCCUCCGGAGGAGACUCAGAACAAGAAAGGAAACAGCGAUUGGCUGAGUUACAGGAACAGCUAAAAGCUGUCCAUGAACAGUUAGCAGCACUCUCCCAGCCCCAAGCCAGCAAGCCCAAGAAGAAAGAGCGGGAGAGGGAGAGGGAGAGGGAGAAGGAGAAGGAGAAGGAGAAGAAGGAGAAGGAGAAAGAGAAAGAGAAGAAGAAAGAAAAGCACAAGAAGAAGAUGGGAGCAGAGGAACUUGUGGAGAACCCUCCUGCUGUGGUGCUUCAGACUUCUAAGAAAAACAAGAGCAGCAAGGAGCUAAUCAUUGCAAAGAAGGACAGGAAAAAGCCUGGUAAGAAAGAAGGAGUUAAAAAUAGCCGCCCAGCUGUGCCACCUCAGCCUGGGCCAACCCCUCUGGUCCCCUCGGCCUCUCUUGAAGCAGAGGAUGACAUGGAUGUAUUUGGGGGUGGGUCCACUGACAGGUGCAAGCCGAUGUCGUACGAGGAGAAGCGCCAGCUGAGCCUGGACAUCAACAAGUUGCCCGGCGACAAACUGGGCCGCGUCGUGCAUAUAAUUCAAACGCGCGAGCCUUCGCUGAAGAACUCCAAUCCAGAUGAGAUCGAGAUUGACUUUGAGACUCUGAAGCCCUCCACGCUGAGAGAGUUGGAGAAAUAUGUCUCCAGCUGCCUCAAGAAGAAGAAAAGGCCGUCAGUAGAGAAGUCUCUGGAAACAACUGUGACAAAGAUGAAGACAGGAUCCUCAUCUUCAGAUAGCAGCGACUCCUCUGAUAGUGAAGACUCUGAGAAUGGGCUGGUUCCCAAACAGCAGAAGAAGACCUCGUCUAACAAAGACACCAAGAGACCGCACCAGUCCCUCAGUAGCGCAGCGGGCCCAGUCGCUCCUCAGCCUCCGAUUCAGCCUCAAGUGGUCCAGUCCAAACCACCAUUUGUACCCCCUCCCCCUGUCCACGUCCCUGUCCAGUCUCUGGACUCCUCCCAGCUUUUGAGCUCUGGAUUUGAUCCUCUGGCUCAGUUCAUGAACCCUCACUUGACACAGUCGAACACAGAGCCCAAUCCAACCAUUACUACUGCCGGUGCCCCUAUUGUGUCUGGUCUCCUCAAUGCAAACGCACCCACUGGACAGACGCCCACUGAGACGCACCCUUUCCUAAACCAACAUCCCAUCCUACCUUCACCAGCGAUCCACAAUGCUCUUCCCCAGCAACCAUCACGACCUAGCAACAGAGCAGCACCACUUCCUCCAAAAAUUACACAGCCUCCCCCGUCCUCACUCCCCUCCCUCCCUCCACCCUCCUCGCCUCAGCUUCAGCCCUCGCUUCCACUAACUCUCCCCCAACCUGUCCCCCGCCCACGUGUACCUUCACCCCCAUCGCACGGCAUUUUGGGUACUCUCUCAGCGCAACCCCCUCAAGCCCUCCUGGAGGACGACGAAGAGCCGACACCCACCAGUUCCGAAAUCCCUCCCCUCAGUCAAGUUCAUAACUUCUUGCAGUCGCUCCAGGUUCGAUCCACCACACAGCCGCAGCCGCUACACUCGCACACCCAUUCGCCUGCUCAGGUCGCCUCUCAACUGAUGCCGUCGAUGCAUACGCAGGCUGUGACAACGCCCAUCCCUCCCCUGACCCAGAGACACAGCUCAGGCCACGCACAUAUGCGGCAGCCGUUCCCACAAACGCACACGUCGGUGUCACAGCAGCAGAAGGGGGUGGCCCUGCAGCAGAAAGUACAACAGAUGCAACAACAUCAACAACAGCCAUCACCACGCAGCAAAGCAGAGCCUUUCUCAACAGGUUGCAUGCGUGAGAGUCCUUCUCCCCUGAUGAUGCACUCUCCUCAGAUGCCUCAGUUCCAUACAAUGGGACAGCAGUCACCCACACAGACCAAGAAACAUGAGCAGAGGUCCAAUCUGGUGGGGGUCAAAGAAGAGAAGCCUUCCCAGUCCCCAGUUCUGCCCCCCUCACCGUUUAGCCCUGCCAUGCGUCAAGACUCACAUAAACCCGACAUCAAACACAGUGAGUACAAGAGAUUAGAUCUGAAGUCACUGGAUGGUUCUCGCCCCAUUUCCCGCCUCCCAGACUCCCCAGCACCCCCCUGCUCUCAGCAAGACAACAAAAUAAAGCAAGAGCCCAAAACUCCUAUUGCUCCUAAGAAGACACAGGAUGUGAAGUUAAAGAACAUGGGUUCUUGGGCCAGCCUGGCUCAGAGGUCCCAGUCCACACCGGCCUCCUCCGUGCGCUCCUCCAGCGACAGCUUCGAACAGUUCAGACGGGCCGCCAGGGAGAAGGAGGAGAGAGAGAGACAGCUGAAAGCACAGGCCGAACAGGCCAGGAGAGAGCAAGUAAAACUACGCCGUGAUGACGAGGACACCAUUGAGCAGGCUCGUCGAGCGCACGACGAUGCCCGCCGACGCCAGGAGCAACAGUCACCACUUGCUCCAACACCACCGGCUUCCACCCCGCCCACUCACUCCCCACAGGCCCCACCCACACAGCCACAAGCUCCACCCCCACCCCCAUCGGCUGCCCAGAACACUCCCGACCAGCAGAGGGAGAUGGCACGCCGCCGUGAGCAGGAGAGGCGCAGGAGAGAGGCGAUGGCUGACACCAUUGACAUCAACUUCCAGAGCGACCUGAUGGCCAUCUUUGAAGAGAAUCUGUUCUGAGAGGGAAAAAGCAGAUGAUAGGAGUGAGAGAAGGACCUAGAGACACACAUAAGCAAAUUUACAAACACACAUAUAUAAACCACAAUGCUCUGAUACACAUGGUCGCUGCUCACACAAAUGCACACACACAGACACAUACACAAACUUGAUAGUAACUGUCCCUUUCUCUCAGUAGUUGAAACAGCUGGCUUGUGUCAUGUGAAUGAGAGGGGGGGAAGUGAAAUUGAAAUAAGCAACCCUCUUUUCCUCCAACCUCAGAUACGUUUUGGUGUCUGGCUUGGUGUUUAUGGUUGUUGGUUCCGAGUCUUCAAGGUCGAAAACGGACAGUGAAAUAAUAAGAUAGUUGGCUCCCUCAAGGAAAACAAGAAAGACAGAAUGAAAAGGAGGGGACAGAACUUUUACAUUUAAAAAAAAAUAAUAAUAAUAAUGGUGGUGAAGAGGAGGAUUUAAUUUAAGAAAUAAGUGAAAAACCUUUUUCUCUAAUGUCUUGAGAGGAGUGAAGAGGACUUAAAAGGAACGGGUGAACAAAUUACAAACAGACAGAUCACUUUUAUUUUUGGUUUUUCCUCUCUUCUAAUCUCGUUUUUUUUUUUUUUUUUUUUUUUAUUCUUUUAAGUUGGACUUUAACUGGGAGGGGUGGGCUGGUGUGAUCUAGUUUGUCAGGUUCAGCGGUCAUCUGAGAGUCGGUUGUUUUCUCAGGACACAGUGGGAACGCAACACCCCCGGCCACAUUCACACACUUUUCUAAGACAUCUUUCCUCCCUUCACUUCCUUCUAAUUCUCUCUCCUCGGUCACUAAUUGGAGAGGCGGAGGCUUCAGGUGAUGCUCAGUGUGUGCGUGCACGUUGAACAUCCGAUGGCGACGAGGAAGGAAUGAUGGCAUUUUAAAAGUUUCAGAGUGUGUCCUUUGCCUUAGCGCUCUGGCCUGUAAACUAACAAUCAUACCCUACAAAUUAUACAUAUUAUAUAUAUAAAUAGAUACAUGAAUAUAUAUUAUAUACGACGAAAAGUCAAUGAAAAAGAACAUGAGAGGAAUUUGGAUUUCGGGGAGCAAAGCUCGUCUCUGUGUUCAUCUCUGAGCUCUGGUUUUGAUUUUGUAGAAUUUACUGUAAAGAAGAAAAAAAAAAGUUUUUUAUGAUUCUAUUGAGAGGAUUGUUUCGUCUGUCUUAUUCUCUCUCAUACCUUUUUGUUUGUUUUUUUUUUCUCAACUCUAUGCCAAAACCAAUCUAUUGAGUGCUGAAAGUUCAUUCACAUUUUUUACAUGUAAAAUGCAUCAUCUUUUCACUUUAUAUUAAAGGCUAAGUUUUUAUUGCUAUUUAAUUUUCCUUUACCCCCUUUUAAAUUCAAAGUUAUGCAGCAGUUUGCUCUGUAAUAUUCAAUAAGCGGUUCCAAACUCACUGUAUGUCACUACUUUACAAGGCCCCAUCAUUCUGUAGCUGUUCAACAUCUGCACUUAACUCUUUCAUUACUUCUUGCAUCUUCUCUUUUUAAUUAUUUCCUUUCAUCAUGUACAUGUUUUUAGUCUUUCUUAGCCAUCUCGUCCACCACUAUCUUCCUCACAGCUUCUACAGUCUGUAUAAUAGGUUCAUGUUUGUCAUCUUUAUGUCUUUUUAGUUUUUAUUUUUAAAAUGUUUUCAUCGUCCAUGAUAACUGUUUUGGGAUGUCGUGUGCCAUUGUGUUUUUCUGGAAGCGGGAGGUUUUCCGGGUUUCCUUAGGUUGGCCCAGAGAUCUGUGAGUGUUUUCAAUUCUAUAAUCACUUUUUUUUUUUAAUGUUUCAUUCAUUUCUUUUCCCUUUUCAUAUUUGAUUGUUUUGAGUUUAUUUUGUUUUCCCUUUGCUAUUUUUCUCUGAUUUAUUUUAGCCAGAACAACCUGUUGGUAUGUUGGUGAGUGAGGCAUUGAGGUCAAUAGAUUCAUCUUGUUCAGAUUAUGGAGUACAACAUCUUUUUUAAGAAAAGUAUUAAAAUAAUAUUUAAAAAAAAUCUUUAAAAA